CGAGCGAGGGCGGAGAGUGGCGCGGGCCGGCGGCCGCGGCCGAGCCAUGCGCUCCCUGCCGGCGCUCUGUUUGCUGCUGCUGGCGGGCUGGGCGCGGGCCUACUUCGUGGUGGUGCCCGCCUCCACGCCGGUCGGCGCGGUGAUCUUCGAGAGCGGGCUGAGCGGCGCCCGCCACUACCGGAUCGACCCGAACAGGACGCCGUCAUACGUGCAGCGGCUGGUGUCUGUGGCGCCGCGCACCGGCCAGCUGUUGGUGAAGCGGCCGAUCCGGUGCGACGGUCUAUUCUUUCCCAACCCGUUCCUGCUGCACGUGGACUCGUGGACGGACGCGCCGCACCACGUGGACUAUGCGUCGAUGGCGGUGCGCGUGUAUGUGGUGGGCGCCGAGUGCGCCGACAACCGCCGCCAGGUGGUGGAGGAGUUCCUCAGCCACGGAUCGCGCAGCGCCGUGUCCGUGGCGCUGCCGGCGACCGGCGCGGAGAACCAGAUCUGCCUGCGGCGCGGUCAGUUCGUGGUGCGCUUCCGCGACCUGCUGCCGGUGUCAGCGCGCCACUGCCGACUCAGCUUCCAGCGCGUCUCCGACCCGCGCUUCGCCAUCGAGCGGCAGGGCGAGGACGUCGUGUCGGUGAAGGACCAGUGCAUCCGCCAGCCGCUGUGGCGCGUGGUGGUGUACUUCAAGCUCGACUGCGCCGACCCCGAGCAGGAGUCGCACGCGCACACGCUCAUGGUGCUCUUCCACCGGUACGUGGCCGAGCGGGGCGACAUGCUGACGCGCAUCCGCCGCGAGAUGGCCAACCAGAGCCCGUUCUUCGACCGGCCCUCGUACGUGGUGUCGGUGCCGGAGGGCCGCGACCGGGGCUACCUGGUCACCACGCUGGCCGCCAAGGACCCGGAGGACGGCCCGCUUACCUACUCGAUGGUAGCCGUGCUGGAUUCGCGCUCGCAGGGCAUGUUCAGCAUGGACGCCGGCACGGGCACGGUGACGACGCUCGCGGAGCUGGACCGCGAGUACAUGCCGACCCACUACUUCAAGGUGACGGUGGCCGACAGCGCCAAGCCCCCGCGCACGGGCACCACCACGCUGCAGGUGACCGUGGAGGACGCCAACGACCACACGCCCGCCUUCGAGCAGGAAGACUACGAGACGUCCGUGCGCGAGUCGACCAGCAUCGGCUCCACCAUCCUCACCGUGCGCGCGACCGACGCCGACCUCGGCGACAACGCCGCCAUCACCUACUCGAUCCUGAACCCGCAGGGCGCCAACGAGGCGUUCCGCAUCGAUGGCCAGACGGGCAUCAUCAGCACGCGCCUGCCGCUGGACCGGGAGGAGCACGAGUCGUACCAGCUGACGGUGCAGGCGACGGACCAGGCGCUGCCGACGGCGCGCCGCUCGGCCUCCGCCAGCGUGGUCAUCAACGUGCUGGACGACAACGACAACUACCCGCAGUUCAGCGAGAAGUCGUACAGCGUCAGCGUGCCCGAGGACCUCGACUGGAGCGGCAACCCGGUCAUCAUCCAGAUCAGGGCGACGGACCGUGACGCUGGGGAGAAUGCGGCCAUACGGUACGCCCUCAUCGGAGGCAACACCCAGGGACACUUCACCAUCGAUACGUUGACUGGCCACGUGUCCGUCGUACGCGCUCUGGACUUCGAGACCAUCAGAAACUACCGGCUCGUCAUCAGGGCCCAGGACGGCGGCUCGCCAAGCCGCUCCAACACGACGAACCUGCUGGUGACGGUGCAGGACGUCAACGACAACAGCCCGCGCUUCUACUCGGCCCACCCCCUGUCGCUGUCGCUGCAGGAGAACGUGCAGCAGGGAUUCACCAUCGUGCGCGUGCAGGCGUACGACGCUGACGACGGCAACAACGCCAAGAUCGGCUACACGCUGCGCGGCGACGACGUGGAGACGAUGCCGUUCGGCGUGGAGGAGAGCACCGGCUGGCUGCGCACCACGCGCCCCAUCGACCGCGAGGAGAAGCACGACUACCGUUUCGAGGUGGUGGCCACGGACCGCGGCGAGCCGCCGCGGUCCGCCUCCGCCACCGUCAUCAUCACCAUCCAGGACCAGAACGACAACGACCCCGUGUUCGACCCCAAGGUGUACGAGACGUCGCUGUCGGAGACGGCGCCGCCCGGCACGCCGGUGAUGACCAUCAAGGCGGACGACCCGGACGAGAGCUCGCAACUGCACUACGAGAUCACGCAGGGCAACGAGCGCGGCCGCUUCAGCAUCAGCUCGCAGAACGGCGCCGGGCUCAUCUCGCUGACGCAGCCGCUCGACUUCAAGGUGGAGCGGCGCUACGUGCUCAAGGUGUCGGCGACGGACACCGGCGGCCGCUCCGACUCGGCCAGCGUCUACAUCAACAUCACUGACGCCAACACGCACCCGCCGGAGUUCCAGGGCACGCCGUACAGCGCCACCGUGUACGAGGAUGCGCCAGUCGGCUCGCUCGUGCUCGGCGUGUCGGCCAGCGACCUGGACUCGGGCGAGAACGCGCGCAUCACGUACGCGCUCACCGGCGAGCCAGUGGCCGAGUUUGCCAUAAACCCCACCACCGGCGAGAUCGUGACCACGCAGCUGCUGGACCGCGAGCGCAAGAGCGGCUACCUGCUCACGGUAUCGGCGCGCGACAACGGCGCACCGCCCAUGUCCGACACGACCGACGUCGAGGUGCUCGUGACCGACGUCAACGACAAUGCGCCUGCGUUCGGCCCGUCGAGUUAUCAGGCGUCCAUCAGCGAGGCGGAGGGCGUGGGCACGAGCGUGCUGACGCUGCGCGCGACCGACGCCGACCAGGGCCUGAACGGCCGCAUCCGCUACACGUUCGCCGAGGGCGGCGACGGCGACGGCGCCUUCUCCAUCGACGCCGCGUCGGGCAUCGUGCGCACGAGCAGGAAGCUCGACCGCGAGCAGGUGGCGCAGUACGAGCUGGUCGCACUGGCCGUCGACCGCGGCUCGCCGGCUAUGACCACGUCGAUCGCGGUCACCGUCGACGUCGACGACGUCAACGACUCGCCGCCGGUGUUCGACGAGGGCCCAUUGCGGCUGUUCGUGCUGGAGAACUCGCCGGUCGGCUCGUCCGUGGGCAAGAUCCGCGCGCACGACCCCGACGCCGGCGCCAACGCCUUUAUCGAGUACUCGAUGGUGGAGACGGAGGACUCUGACGGGUUCGAGCUGCGCUCCGAACCGAUGGCGCAGGAGGCGGAGCUCUUCACGCGCCGCGAGCUCGACUACGAGUCCGAGCCCAAGGUAUUCACGCUGGUGGUGCUGGCCCAGUCGCCUCCCCUGCAGAGCUACGUCACGGUGGAGGUCAAUGUUCAGGAUGUGAACGACAAUGCGCCGACGCUCAGUGACUUUAAGAUCAUCUUCAACAACUACAAGAACUUUUUCCCGAUCGGACCCAUCGGUCAGGUGCCAGCGGUGGAUCUGGAUGCCACGGACCAGCUGAUUUACACCGUGAGAUCGGGCAACAACGCGAACCUGUUGCUGAUCAACAGCACAACGGGAGACAUCACGCUCUCCCCCAGCCUCAACACCAAUGUGCCGAUCACGGCCGCCAUGGAGGUCUCCGUCACAGACGGCCUGAACGAGGUGUCGGCGGAGCUGGAGCUGCAGGUGCGCUUGGUAACGGACGACAUGCUCUUCAACUCGGUCACCCUCCGGUUGGGCGAGAUGACGUCGCAGGCCUUCCUCAGCCCGCAGAUCUUCUCCCUAUUCAAGGACGGACUGUCGGCCGUUCUGUCCGUGCACAAGGAGCAGAUCGUCGUCUUCAACGUGCAGGACGACACCGAGGUGAAGGAGCGCAUCUUGAACGUCAGCUUCUCGGCGCUGGCGUCCGAUGGCGGCGGCGGCUUCAUCAGCCAGCAGCACAUCCAGGAGCGCGUCUACCUCAACAGGGCCGUGCUGGCUAAGCUGGCCGCCGUUCAGGUGCUGCCGUUCGACGACAACCUCUGCGUGCGCGAGCCGUGCCUCAACUUCGACAAGUGUCUGACGGUGCUCAAGUUCGGCAACGCCACUGGCUUCAUCCACAGCCAGAGCAUCCUCUUCCGGCCCAUCUACCCCGUCAGCACCUUCGCCUGCCGCUGCCCGGCGGGAUUCGCCGGGAUGCGCGAGUUCUACGAGUGCGACGCCGAAGUGAACCUGUGCUACAGCCAGCCGUGCCAGAACGGCGGCACGUGUCGCCGACGCGAAGGCGGCUACACGUGCGUUUGCCCGCUGGGAUAUGCCGGUGAGUGCGACAGCGCGCGGGAGAUAUUGGAAAACUCGAGCCUAACGGAACACGCCGCCCCGCAGGUGCUGCCGUUCGACGACAACCUCUGCGUGCGCGAGCCGUGCCUCAACUUCGACAAGUGUCUGACGGUGCUCAAGUUCGGCAACGCCACUGGCUUCAUCCACAGCCAGAGCAUCCUCUUCCGGCCCAUCUACCCCGUCAGCACCUUCGCCUGCCGCUGCCCGGCGGGAUUCGCCGGGAUGCGCGAGUUCUACGAGUGCGACGCCGAGGUGAACCUGUGCUACAGCCAGCCGUGCCAGAACGGCGGCACGUGUCGCCGACGCGAAGGCGGCUACACGUGCGUUUGCCCGCUGGGAUAUGCCGGCGAGAGCUGCCAGUUUGACAUGCGGCUCGGGUCGUGCCCGGCGCCGGCCGCCGAGCCGGGCGGCUCUGUGUGCCGCGGCGGCUCCGUCUGCGCAGACCUCCGGCGCGGCGGGUUCCUCUGCGACAACUGCACCACCUCGCCGUACCACACCAGCUUCUGCGAGCUCACCGCCCGCGGCUUUUCCACCGGCAGCUUCCUCACCUUCCCGGCGCUGAAGCAGCGACACCGGCUCAAUAUCAAGCUCAAGUUCGCCACACGCUCCCGCAACGGCCUGCUGCUCUACAACGGCCGCUACAACGAGCGGCACGACUUCAUAGCGCUCGAGGUGGUGGACGGCGACGUGCGCUUCUCCUUCAGCGUCGGCAACGGCGCCACCCACGUCACGGGCCGCGUGGAGGGGGGCGUCAGCGACGGCGGCUGGCACCAGGUCGAGGUCAACUACCACAACCGGACGGCCACCAUCGUCAUGGACGGCUGCGACAGAGGCCUGGCGCUGAAGUCGGCGCCCGGCCUGGCCGACUACCGCUGCGCCAACCGCACCACCAUGCAGCUGGAGCACAGGUGCGCUCACCUCAAGGAGUGGUGCCAGCGGUUCGUGGACCUGACGGGUCCGCUGCAGAUCGGCGGCCUGCCGUCGCUGCCUACCAAGUUCCAGGUCCGCUCACAGCACUUCACUGGCUGCAUCCGCGACCUCUUCAUCGACUACAAGCUGCUGGACCUCAACCGGUACGUGGCCAAUAACAACACGGUGGCCGGCUGUUCGGAGAAGCAGGAGUUCUGCAUGUCCAGGCCCUGCCAGAACGGUGGCACGUGCACAGAGGGCUGGGGCACCUACGUCUGCCGCUGCCCGGACGGCUACGGCGGCAAAGACUGCGGAGAGACAACCGAGCUACCGCGGCGUCUGCAGGGUGAUGGUUACGUGGCGUACGUCGGUCGCAUCGAGGCCGUGGAGAUGCCCUGGUUCAGCAGCCUCUCGUUCCGCACGCGCGCGCCGGACGGCCUGCUGAUGAGGCUCAGCUUUGGCGGCGGACUCAUUACCCGCCUGCUGAUCCGUUCCGGGUAUAUCGAGUACCAUUAUCACUCGGAGGUGCUUGUCCUGGACACUGUGCAAGUUAGUGACGGUCGCUGGCACCACGUACAGAUCAAGUGGAUGAAGGACGAGGUCUGGAUCAAUCUCGACUACGGCAACCACGAGCUGACCCGGCCUGGGGACGCCCAGCUCGCCGGCCUGUACGUGGACGAGGUCACAGUCGGAGGCGCCCCCGGCGAGGACAGCGACGUGGCCGGCUUUACGGGCUGUCUCAGGGACGUGCGCGUCGGCAACACCCCGAACUCGACCCUGUUCAUCGAGGACGACAGCCGAGCCAUCAGCGGCUGCUCGCUCACGAGCCGGUGCGAGUCGGCCACGUGUCCCGAGCACAGCACGUGCCUCGACACGUGGGCCCACCACGAGUGUGUGUGUCAACCAGGUUUCGUGGGAAAGCAGUGUCAGCACGUGUGCCAGCUGCAGCCGUGCCAAAACAACGCCACGUGCAGCAUGGACGCGAGCGACCCGCGGGGCUACCAGUGUCGCUGCACCUCCGAGCUGACCUACGGUCCGUACUGUGAGUCGGAGAUCGCGCAGCCGUGCCCUAGCAAGUGGUGGGGUUACCCGGUGUGCGGCCCCUGUGACUGUGACACCGAGAAGGGCUACGACAGCGACUGCCACAAGAAGACCGGCCAGUGUCGGUGCAAGGCGAACCACUUCCGUCCGCCGGGCUCGGACACGUGCUACCCGUGUGGCUGCUACGGCACGGGCAGCGCCGGCCGCGCCUGCGACCCGCUCACCGGCCAGUGCCCCUGCAAGAACGGUGUCAUCGGCCGCCGCUGCGACGCCUGCAGCCAUCCGUUCGCAGAGGUGACGAGCCGGGGCUGCGAGGUCGUGUACACCGGCUGCCCGCGCAUGCACGUGGCCGGCGUUCUUUGGGAGCAGACCGAGUUCGACAAGACGGCCGUGCAGGAGUGCCCCGAGGGCGCCGAGGGUCAGGCUCGCCGCGCCUGCGACCGCGAGACGGGCUGGGCCGAGCCAGACCUCAGCGAGUGCCUCAGCGUCGGGCUCAAGCAGCAGGAGUACCUGGUGGGGAGUCUGAUGGCGAGCGAGCUCAGCUUCACCCCGUUCCUCUCCGUGUCGACGGCCGCCGACCUGCUAGCCGCCGCUCGCUCAACCGACAACCUCUAUGCCACCGACAUCUACUACAUCUACAAGCUGGUGCGCCUGCUGCUGCAGUACGAGAACAACGAGGCCGGCCUCAACCUGUCCCACCGGCAGGACAAGAACUUCAUACCGAAUAUUCUCGGUGCCACGAGUAUAAUUCUUCAGCCCAAAUAUAAGCGGCACUGGGAGAAAAUUCACAGCCAACUGAAGGAAGGUGCCAGCAACCUCCUUCAAGACUUCGACCAGUAUGCGUACACGCUGGUGAAGACGCAGCGAGACACGUUCACGGAUCCUAUGGAGAUUGCUACGGACAACGUCGUGCUGGGUCUGGACACGGUCAGCUGGCGGGAGCUGCACGGCUCGGCAUCUGAUGGUCGGGUGGACCUGCCGGAGCAGCUCGCCUUCCUCGAGCGCAGCCCGGCGCCCGGGAUGGGCUCGGCCGUCGUGCUGCCCAAGCACAAUAACUACCCGCGCAGCCGCGUCACCUGGGACGACCACAACGCCGUGCUGCUGCCGCUCUCGCUGCUCGGCAUCGACGCGCUCGGGCCGGGCGAGACUGCCGUCAACACGGCCGACGGCGUGCUGCGCGGCGACACGGCAGUGCCGGUGCGGCUGCAGCUGCGCACCGAUCGACUCUCGGCCAAGAGCAACCCGCAGUGUGUGCGCUGGCAGCACAACGUCGACGGCUCGGGCUACUGGACCCGCCAGGGCUGCAAGACCGAGUACAUGGAGCCGUGGCAGUACCAGGGCAACUUCACCUACGUCAACUGCACCUGCUCCCACCUCUCCAGCUUCGCCGUGCUCAUGGAUGACCCAUCCGCCGAGUUCCUGAUCGAGACGUCACCAGCGGAGAACAUCGUCACAUACAUCGGCCUGCUGGCCUCGAUCGUGUUGCUGCUGCUAAGCUUCCUCAUUUUCUGCCUGCUGCGCGGCGGCCUGCAGACAAACUCAAACAGCAUUCACAAGAACCUGGCCUUCUGCCUGUUCGCCGCCCAGCUCAUCUUCCUCACGGCGCUCAAGCUGCGCCAGCUGCUGAUCGUACAGGAGUUCCCGUGCAAGAUGGUGGCCAUCCUGCUGCACUACUUGUGGUUGUCGGCCUUCUGCUGGCUGCUGCUCGAGUCGGUACACGUGCACCGUAUGCUGACCGAGAUGCGGGACGUGAACCACGGCACCAUGCGCUUUUACUACUCCCUCGGCUACGGCGUGCCGGCCAUCAUCGUCGGUCUGGCCGUCGGGGUGCGCGCAGACCAGUACGGCAACAUCUACUUUUGCUGGCUGUCGAUCCACGAGUCGGUCAUCUGGGCCAUGGUCGGUCCCGUCUUCGUCCUGGUCACCGCCACGCUGGUCAACUUUGUCCUCGCCAUCCGAGCCUCGCUGUCUCUCAAGGACCACGUGGAGGGAUUCGGGAACCUCAGGACGCUUCUCUGGCUGGCCGUGACGCUGCUGCCGCUGAUGGGCGCCGUCUGGGUGCUGGCCGUGCUCUCCGUCAGCGAGGAGAUGGAGGUGCUCAACUACCUGCUGGCCGCCUUCUCACUGCUGCUGGGCCUGUUCGUGCUGCUCGGCUACUGCCUGCUCAACCGGCGCGUGCGCCAGGGCACGAUGCGCAGUCUGGCCCUCUGCUGCGGCCGCAAGCUCGCCUACGACGAGAGCCUUAGCGGCACGCGCACCACCAUGGCGUCGCGCUCGGCGCUCUCCUACCACCACGACGACAUCCUGCGCAGGAACGUCGGCAUCUCCACCUCGUCCACCACCAGCCGCUCCACCUGCAAGACGUCCAGCAGCCCGUACAGCAUGGGCAUCAACGCGCCGAGCACCACCUCCAACAGCCAGCCGGCCUCCAGCCUCAACGACCUUCGGCCGAGCGGUUCGCGGCGCAGCAAAGGCCGCCGCGUCCACCGCUCGCGACGGGAGUCUGACUCGGAGUCGGACGACUCGGUGGCCAGGCGCAGCCUGUCUCUGGCCUCGAGUCACAGCAGCGACGAGGAGGAGAUGGCGAACGGGGCAGCGCCCCAGCUGCGGGUGGAGGAGCGCGGCCACCCCGGCCAGAGCGGACAGCGCCGCGCGCGGCGCGUCUCGUAUGAGCCGAAUAUUCGCGGCUCGCCGCCGCCGCCGGCGCCCGACGACGAGCACAUCUACCAGGAGGCGCUGGGCCUGACCGAGCAGAUGGACAUCCGCUCGCCGGGCUCGUCGGCCUACUGCGCCCCCUGGAGCGCCCGCACGCCCACCGACUACCCCACCUACCCCCGAUACACGCUAGUGGGCAUGGCGGGUCCGCCGGCCGGCCUCUCCUGGAUGUCGCAGACCAUCGGCGACCGGCUCUCUAACACGACGGCGUCCGACACGGAGCUGGCCGGGCCACCGCUGUCGGCGCUGGGCCCGGCUGCUGGCCCCGCCCGGCCGGCCAGCCGCUCCAGUCAGCGUCGGGGCUCCUCGCCGGCGCUGCCC
Pollicipes pollicipes is the source of this 9238-nucleotide messenger RNA. It is a transcript of the gene stan, whose product is annotated as Protocadherin-like wing polarity protein stan. Gene Ontology annotation, molecular function: calcium ion binding; G protein-coupled receptor activity. The record is from RefSeq and is a predicted model, not a curated record. Gene Ontology annotation, biological process: cell surface receptor signaling pathway; homophilic cell-cell adhesion; G protein-coupled receptor signaling pathway. Gene Ontology annotation, cellular component: plasma membrane. Lineage: Eukaryota; Metazoa; Arthropoda; Thecostraca; Pollicipedomorpha; Pollicipedidae.